This is a messenger RNA of Planococcus citri (citrus mealybug), 1344 nucleotides long. Its product is annotated as THUMP domain-containing protein 1 homolog. Lineage: Eukaryota; Metazoa; Arthropoda; Insecta; Hemiptera; Pseudococcidae. Gene Ontology annotation, biological process: tRNA modification. Gene Ontology annotation, molecular function: RNA binding. The transcript has 5 exons. The record is from RefSeq and is a predicted model, not a curated record. Bases 111 to 1172 code for a protein of 353 amino acids.
UAUCGAUUUCUGUUUUUUCGUACGGUGCCGACUUCAACAAGUUACAUUGUGCUCUAAAUAAAAGUUUAUAAUUAGUAUAUAUUCAAAUUAUUAUUAUUCUUGUCGACAAAAUGAGUGACAAUAAAUUUAAACCGAAACGCAAGAAGUACUUUUCUUCGAACCUAAUGAUGAAGAAACGCCGAGACUUAUGCUUACAGCCAGGCUUCAAAGGGUUCAUUUCGACCACGAACGGUAAUGAAAAACAAUGUAUUCGAGAAUCUUACAAUAUUCUCAACGAAUACGCGGAUAAAAUCUACGGAGAAGAGAAUAAGGUUGAAGAGAAAGAGAAACCGGAGUCCAGCGAUGAGAAGAAGGAUAUCAUGGACGACUUUCAAAGUGAAAUUGAAAGCUUGAAGGCUCAGACUCCCAAAAGUGGCGAUAGGAGAUUUCAGGCAGUCGAUACAGGCAUCAUUAAUUGUAUUUUCAUCAAGACCAACCUAGAUGAUCCUGUCACUUUAAUGGAUCUCGUCGUGAAAGAUCUAUCUGAGACGAAGAUGGUAAAAACUCGGUUCCUGAUACGUAUGAUUCCUGUCGAAGUCACUUGUAAAGCGUACAUCGACGAGGUUAAAAAAGCUGCCGGACCAUUACUCGAUAAAUACUUCAAGGGCGAACCUACUACGUUUUGUCUUGUGUUCAAUCGACGCCAUAAUAACAACUUGGAUCGUGACGUCGUCAUUAAAGAGCUCGCCGAUAUGGUUUCCAAUAUUAAUGAAGACCAUAAAGUCAACUUGACCAGUGCUACUCUCACAAUCGUUGUCGAAGUAAUGAAAAACAUAUGCGCUCUUUCGGUAAUUCGCGACUACUUCAAAUACUGUAAAUACAACCUUUUCACCAUCUGCGGUGUGGAAACACCGACCAAUGACAAAAAUAAAAAAUCCGACCCGGUGAAAAGCGACGACCCCAAUGUCACAUCUACAUCUAGUGCGGUAGAGACACCUAAAAAUACUACUGAAACAGAACCAGUUCCUAAAGUCGAAGCGUCUGAAAGUACUACUGAAACUGAAACAGUUCCUGAGGUUGAAACAGGCAAGCCUUCUGAACCAGAUACAGAAGAUGCUCAAUGUAAAGGCGAACCUGCUCCUGCUAAAGCAGAAACUACAGUUCAUAGUUCCACUGCGGAGGAAAAACUGUGAUGAUGAGAAGUGAAAUUUCGUAUUUUUAUUAUAAUUCGUUUUCAUUUAUUAUUAUUAUUUUUUUUGCAAACUUUCGAGUUGAUUUUGUUUUUUUUUCAUGAUAGUUUUUUUCGUUUGACCAUUUUCUUAUGACCGAUUUUUGUUUUUAAAUGAACAUUUUUUUCACUCCAAA